AUGUAUUUGCAGGUACAACUCAAUGAGGAUCACAGAGAUUUGCAACGUUUUCUUUGGCGAACAUCACCAAGUGAACCAAUCAUGGACUACAGGUUCAAGACCUUGUGUUUUGGCAAUGCUGCGUCACCCUAUCUUGCCACAAAGACGUUGAUCAAACUUGCAGAAGAUGAAGGAGAAAAUUACCCACGAGCAGCAGAAGUUCUUCGGAACAAUUUUUACGUGGAUGACUGUCUAUUGUCAGUGGAGACCACAAAGGAAGCGAUCGAGGUGCAGAAAGAUCUCAUUAGUCUUCUCGGCAAAGCUCAAAUGAAGCUAUCCAAGUGGCAAUCCAACUCUCCGACAGUACUUCAAACAUUGCAAGAAGGCAACACAGAGGCAAAGGAAGUCUCAAUCUCUGAUGGCUGCGUGAAAGCGCUAGGAUUGAUGUGGAAUCCGUCAAACGACACCUUUUCAUUUCAAGUCGAUACAAUGGUCGAGAAUUUAGUUACAACCAAGAGAAAUAUCCUGAGAGUGGUGGCAAGGAUUUAUGAUCCGCUAGGACUACUAGCCCCCAUCACAAUCAACGCGAAGUUAAUCUUGCAGAAUCUUUGGAAGAAUGAGAUUGACUGGGAUACCGAGGUUGAGGGAGAUAUUUUGCGAGAGUGGAAAAAAUUUAUUGCCUCACUACAACACAUUCCGUCUAUGAGAAUAUCUCGAUGGACAUCGAAAAACGAAAAUGUUUGUGAAGAGCAGCUCCACAUGUUCUCGGAUGCCUCCAACCUAGCCUACGGAGCCGCAGUGUACCAUGUCACCAAGGAUGUCUCAGGACGAAUUUCAAGUCAGAUGUUGACGGCGAAGUCGAAAGUUGCGCCAAUCAAAACUAAUACAAUCCCGAAGCUAGAACUUUGUGCAGCAACACUUGGGGCCAAACUGUUAGCAAAGGUCGCAAAAAGUCUGAAAAUCAACAAGGUUUAUUGUUGGGUAGACGCCAAGGUAGUUCUUGCGCAAAUUGCAUCCGCUUCAAACAAACAAGACGUUUUUACCAAAAAUAGAGUGACAACGAUCAGAGAGUUGACAGCUGUUGAAUGUUGGAGACACGUUCCCACAAAAGAAAACCCGGCAGACCUCAUUUCAAGAGGAACCACAGCCAUGGAGUUGGAUAACUCAUCAUUGUAUUGGGAAGGCCCUCAUUGGUUAAAGGAGAGUGAUUUAGCUUGGGAAAGCAAGGAAAGUGUUCCACCAGCAGUCGAGGAGUCACAAGACAUUUCAGUCGCUACACUCACUGUCAACAAGUCAGAAGGAAAUUACAUUUUCACUAUCCUCAUGUCAAAAAUAAGCAACUUAUCCAGAAUGAAGAGAGUUCUUUUGGUAAUUUGCAAAGUUGGCCAACUCUUGAGAUUCAGAGCAUUGAGGACUAAAGGUCAUGCAGGAGCUCAUCCGAAUCAACCCACAAGUCAUAGUGCAGCAGACUUAGUCUGGGCAGAGAAUCAGUUGAUAAAAUGGGACCAAGAAUCUCAUUUUCCGGAGCUCAUUCAAGAUCUCAUGAACAACAAAGCAGUGACCAUCAACAGCGCAGCAAUGAAAAAGUUGCCCCCGUUUCUGGAUGAGGAGAGAAUUUUAAGGGUCGGUGGCAGAUUGGGACAUCUGGAUGAUGACUACAACACCAAAUAUCCAAAAAUUCUCCCACGCAGUGAUUUGACAAAGCUUAUCAUCCGAGAGAUGCACUUAUCACUAUUGCACCCCGGGCCACAGCUAUUGCUAGCUCAUUGUCGAAAAAGGUACUGGCCAAUAGGUGGACGUCAUAUCACAAGAAACGUUGUCCACAUAUGCAAGGCGUGCUUCGUGCACAAAACUUCUCGAGAAAACCAGAUAAUGGCAGACUUGCCUAAACACCGAAUUUCGUUGGUAAGGGCAUUUUCCAGCGUGGCCAUUGAUUGCUGCGGGCCAUUCUUUAUUAGAACAGGCGCCGAGUUCCGUGGACGCACUCAAAGGAUCGACAUAGUUGUCUUUGUAUGCACCUCAACCAAGGCAGUCCACCUGGAAAUUGUAAGCAGUUUGUCAUCAGAAGCAUUCAUGAGCAGCUUCAGACGAUUCACUUCACGUAGAGGAGUUUGCAAAGAAGUGUUCUCAGAUAACGGAAGGAAUUUCCUAGGAGCAUCACGUGAACUUCAACGUCUGUUAGCAGAAGAAGCUCCAACCAUUCAAGACCAAACAAUCCACCAGAACAUCACCUGGCACUUUCAACCGGCUCGUUCUCCGCACUUCAACGGAUUAGUCGAAGCAGCAGUGAAGUCAGCAAAGACUCAUCUCAAGAAAGUUAUUGGCGAGCAACGACUAAAUUAUGAGGAAUUUUAUACAAUUCUCACACAGGUCGAAGCCGUGUUGAAUAGUAGGCCGAUCACCAUUCUGUCGGACGAUCCCAGAGAUCCACAACCAUUGACUCCGGGUCAUUUUUUGCUUUUGGCACCACCGACUCAGCUGCCUGAUGAAAAUCUUGCAUCCGUGAGGAUGAACCACUUGACAAGAUGGCAAUUGUGUCAGCGGAUUGUACAAGAUUUUGUGAGAAAGUGGAGGCUAUCCUACUUGCACACACUUCAAGAGCGCUCAAAAUGGCACACGGAGAAAGAGAACCUGAAGGUGGAUGACAUAGUGAUCUUGCACGAUGCUUCCAUAGGAACCACCAAAUGGACAACAGGAAGAGUUGUUGGAGUUCACACUGGAGGAGACGGGAAAGUGAGAGUCAUCGACAUAAAAACCCCGACAGGAACCUAUACCAGGUCAGUGACUAAAGUCGCCAAACUUCCAACAUGUCAGAGUCACAACCUCCCCCGGGAGCAUGUAUAG
Phlebotomus papatasi is the source of this 2823-nucleotide messenger RNA. RefSeq lists its product as uncharacterized. Gene Ontology annotation, molecular function: nucleic acid binding. The coding region runs from base 1 to 2823 and encodes 940 amino acids. The transcript has a single exon. Gene Ontology annotation, biological process: DNA integration. The record is from RefSeq and is a predicted model, not a curated record. NCBI's taxonomy places the organism in Eukaryota, Metazoa, Arthropoda, Insecta, Diptera, Psychodidae.